ACUGAAUAGUGUUUUGAUGACUGAGAUAAACCUUGAUGGAAAGCAGGCAGAAUUCAGGCUUAUUAACCCCCCACUCCUAAUGACGCAGACACUGAGCUUGAGGGCCAAAUCUAGAAGGUUUGUAAUUAAAUGUUUAUUGGACAGUCCAUCUCCAUCCUGUCUGCUAUAAGAUAUAGACAAGCCUCUCCAUGGUGAACAAUAUUGCAGCCAGGUGAUCACAAGGCUUCCCUUGUCACCAUGAUGGAAUGUGCUCCCUGUAAAUGGCUGAAGGAGAAGAGGGAAUCCCGGCAGCUAGUCCUUGUGGUGGUUUGUGUGGCUCUGCUCUUGGAUAAUAUGCUUUUCACAGUUGUGGUUCCAAUUAUCCCAAGUUUUCUUUAUGAAAAAGAGCUUAAAAAUGCAAGCGUCACCACAACAGAACUGCACUCCCCAAUCUCUGCCUACAACUCCUCUGUCUUGUUCAAUGCGUCACUGCACGACAGUCCCACCAACUCUAGCAACAAGUGCGAAAAGAAAAAACACACCUUACACAGUGAAAAUGUACAAGUGGGUCUCCUCUUUGCAUCCAAAGCCAUCGUACAGCUCCUAGUGAACCCUUUAGUGGGCUUGAUCACAAACAGGUUUGGUUUUGAUGCUCCAUUGUUUGCCGGCUUUGUCAUCCUGUUCCUCUCCACUCUCAUGUUCGCCUUCUCUGGGUCAUAUGCACUUCUGUUUGUGGCUCGGUCAAUACAGGGCAUUGGAUCUUCCUUCUCUUCUGUUGCAGGUCUGGGCCUACUGGCAAGUGUAUAUAUGGAUGACUUUGAAAGAGGACAAGCUAUGGGAAUUGCAUUGACAGGUCUGGCAGUGGGGGUGCUUGCCGGGGCUCCUUUUGGUUCAGUUAUGUAUGAAUUUGUUGGAAGGUCUUCUCCAUUCCUGGUCCUUGCUGCGUUGGCUUUGUUGGACGGAGCUCUACAGCUGUGUAUUCUAAGACCUUCCAAAUUCUCUCCAACAACCGCUGCCCCAACGCCUUACCAUGAACUACUCCGAGAUCCGUAUAUUUUAGUGGCUGCAGCAUGUCUUUGGAUUGCUAAUAUGGCCGUUGGCAUGCUGGAGCCCACCUUGCCUAUAUGGAUGAUGGAAACUAUGUGUUCCCCAGACUGGCAGCUUGGGAUAGCCUUUUUGCCGGCAAGUGUGGCGUACCUCAUUUGUACAAAUCUUUUCGGGAUUUUAUCACACAAGAUGGGUCGGUGGCUGUGCUCAAUGCUGGGAAUGAUCGUGGUGGGAGGCGGGCUUCUGUGUGUUCCAUUAGCUAGAAACAUCUAUGGACUGAUUGGACCCAAUGCUGCUAUUGGGAUUGCCCUUGGAAUGGUGGAUUCCUCCAUAAUGCCUAUCAUGGGGUAUCUAGUAGACCUGCGCCAUACCUCAGUCUACGGUGGCAUAUAUGCCAUCUGUGACACUGCUCUUUGUUUAGGAUUUGCUGUGGGACCCUCCUUAGCAGGAGUAAUUGCAUCCAAUAUUGGCUUCUCCUGGUUAAUGGUGAUCAUCGGAAUAAUAAACAUUUUGUUCUCUCCACUUUGCAUUCUGCUACGCAAUCCACCAGCGAAGGAAGAGAAAGUGGCCAUUUUAACCCAAGAGUGUGCAAUGCAGACAAAGACAUACAUGACUCAGACCAACGGGCCGGACCUAAUCCUUUCAGACCAUAGUGAUGAUGAAUAUAACUCAACAGUCAGCAGGAAAAAAGGGACCUCACACUGACCUUCAAUGCACAUCACAUGGAUUGUAGAGGUCAUCAGACUAUCAUCAGAAUGCUCUACUUCAUUUCUCACUUGUGACAAACUGAAGCCUUGGAGAGCAUCGCUCCAUUAACUGCAUCAGGACAGUUACCAUUAAAGAACUGAUCCCUGCCCAAACUUAAACCCUGCCGGUGGUAAUCUGCAACAUCUUUAAUAAAUUUAUCUUAAAGGUACUGAAAAUGAAUUGAAUGCAUUACAGCAACCAUCAGUGGUCAUUGGUCUACAUUUAGGAAAUACGCAGUUCAUUAUACAGUGCGGUCUGAUAAAUCGUCCCCUUAAUGUUCUUCCUUAACUUCCUAAAGAAAUGUAUGGAACUUGUCUGCAA
This is a messenger RNA of Xenopus tropicalis (tropical clawed frog), 2094 nucleotides long. RefSeq names its product chromaffin granule amine transporter (gene slc18a1.4). Gene Ontology annotation, molecular function: transmembrane transporter activity. Gene Ontology annotation, cellular component: membrane. The coding region runs from base 238 to 1731 and encodes 497 amino acids. NCBI's taxonomy places the organism in Eukaryota, Metazoa, Chordata, Amphibia, Anura, Pipidae. Gene Ontology annotation, biological process: proton transmembrane transport; transmembrane transport; serotonin uptake. The transcript is spliced from 15 exons. The record is from RefSeq and is a predicted model, not a curated record.